Messenger RNA from Pelagomonas calceolata, 2433 nucleotides. Lineage: Eukaryota; Pelagophyceae; Pelagomonadales; Pelagomonadaceae. The record is from the annotation of a GenBank genome assembly.
CAGCCAAAACGUGCGUAAACGCGGCAAAGAGGUGUCAACACGCGCGUUGACAAGCUAUCGAUCGAGACGAUGGCCAGCCCACGACGAAAGAGAAAGUGCCGCGCUCCACUGCUCAAUAGCGGCUGCCACAACUAAACACAGUGUGCAGCAGCGGCGUGAAACAUAACAAUGCUCCAGUACUGCCGCCUCGCCACGCCGCCCGACGAAGAAGUCACCGCCCUCGCGCCGCACGACAAAAAAGUCGCGCUCGGCACUGCGCGCGGCACGGUCUGGAUCUUAGAUGAAUUGGCCGGCGCUUUGAGUCCAGGUGUGAGGAUCGAGGCCCACACUGGUUCUAUAAGAGAUGUCGCCUGGGACGCUGCUGGCAUGUUCCUAGGGAGCUGCGGCGGGAAUAGUAUAAGUGUGCACGGCCGCAAACACGCCGACGAUCUGGACGCGAGCAGCUGGGAGAAGAUUGACGAAUCGAGCUGCGUCGGGGUCUCUUCCAUCACUCUGGAACCGUUAUAUGGUGCUCCUUCCAAAGCAUUGUUCUGCGGCGACAGCACGGGACGCGUCGAAAGACGUAGCAAAGGAUUAGUCUCAACAACAAGACAAACGGUGGACGACGGCGACGACGUCGAAUGUACGUUACUAAGUUGGGGCGACGCCUUCGUGGCCUGGCGCUGCGCGACGGGCGUCAAGCUCGCUCACGGUGACACCGCGACACCGGCAGCUUUUCUGGCGUGCGAGGGCGAAGGUAGCACUUCGUUGGCCUGGGAUGCUUCGGGAGAUUUGUGGGUGGCGCGCGGAGAGACGAUACGACGGAUAUCUGUACAAGUGGACGGUUGGGACGACGAGGGCUUGCCCGUCACCUCAGCUAGCGUGACCAGUACUUUCCAUAUCGACGUCCUCGCUCUACAAAUCGUGCCGCACGGCCCCGAGCACGUCGCCAUUCUGUCCGACGAGGAAUUACUAAUAGUGGAUCACUCUGGUGAAGUAGAGAGUGCUGAUACAUUACCGGUGCCGUGCGACCAUUUAGUAUCAACAUCUGCAGAAAACUGGUCCCGUGAACAGUGGCGCACGCUCGGGUCGAAGCUCGAGGGCACGCCGCCCACGCUGUACCUGUACGGCGAGGCGGUGGUCACGUGUAGAGUCAGAGACGGCGACGACCUCGUAGAUGUCUGUUUGGAGAAAGGCGACACGGCGAACGCUUUGAGGGUGGCGUCUUCGACAAUGUUAGGGAGGCACGACGUGCAGAACGUCGCAUCCCAACACGUCGAGCACUUACUGACGAGCUCACCGGAGAAGGCCGCAAGUGUCUGCCACAGGUUCCUGCCUUUGACAGAAUGGAUUUCUACGUUUGACGACCACGACCAGUUACUCUCGUUGGCCUUGCUCCUCCCGACCAAGAAAAAACUCGCACCUGACGUGUACGAGGACGUCCUUACGCGACUCUCAGCAAAGAAUGGAGCCGCUUUAUUAACUGUAAUAAGGACCUGGGGGACCCAUGAACCGCCGUUGUACGACGCUUCGAACGUAGCCGACCGCAUUCCUACAGAACACGUGGAAGCGCGGGCCGAGUUGUUCGUUUUGGCCAAGCGGCCGGAAAAAGCUCUAGACUGCCUGUUAGACGUCCAAGGCACGUCCAUCGCACCGGACGCCAUCCAGAGAUUAGUCGCGGACCACGGCUUGUUUGAUGAGGUUGCUCGUAAUGCUUCGCGGUUCGUCCGGGCGGCGCGUUCUGCGGCUUCUCUACUGUUCGUGUCUCAUGUUGAUGUCCUACCUAUCGACGAGAUGGGCGAACAGCUCGACGGGGAAGACCUGGCCUGGUACCUACAGCUGUGCUUCGAGCACAAACUGUUGGAUGCUCCGGAGCUAUCGAGGUGGCACGAUAUGUAUGUCGAGCUCCACACGGACCUGUCAGAUUUUUUGAGGGCGUCGUCGUUGUAUGAUAAAGAAAAAGCUCUUCAGAGAUGUAUGCAACUACAAAAGUGGAGGGACGCCGCCUAUUUACUAGGAUGUUUGAACCGCGAGGACGACGCCAUCUCACUGCUACUCAAACAUAACGACCUCGACGGCGCGGCGCGGCACGCCGCAUCGUCCGAGGAGGCGCUGGUGGCCUUUUCUGAGCGCGCGACGGUGCGGCCCGAUUUAAUUGCUGCUGCUUUGGACGCUGCCGCGGACGGCUGCGAGCUCGACCUGCCGCGCGUCCUCGCAUCUACACAAAGUGGAAUGGAGGUGCCUGAUCUACGAAAGAGGUAUAUAGGCGCUUUGCAGGCCAAGCGCCUCGACGCCGCUUUGUUAGACGCGGCGGCCGCGUGCGCUUCCAGAGAUGAGACGCUCGCGCUCGAAAGGAAGCUGCACGUGGCCCAGCGCGGCGUGCUCAUGGAGCCGCCCCACGAGUUCGAUGAGGACGGGAACAUCAUCAUUGAGAGGAGGGAUAGAUAUUACUAA